Molecule: messenger RNA, 3948 nt
Organism: Haliotis rubra (blacklip abalone)
Lineage: Eukaryota; Metazoa; Mollusca; Gastropoda; Lepetellida; Haliotidae
Product: threonine--tRNA ligase 1, cytoplasmic-like
Biological process (GO): threonyl-tRNA aminoacylation
Cellular component (GO): cytoplasm
Molecular function (GO): ATP binding; threonine-tRNA ligase activity
Source: RefSeq, a predicted model, not a curated record
GAACUAGAUAAUAUUGAAGUACAACCGAGAGAGAAGCAUGGCGGACAACGUGGCGGAGGGGGUUCAGAAGAUGGAUAUAUCUGGAAAGAAGCAGAAAUCAAAGAAGAAGGGCUCAGCUGGAGGGGAUGGAGCCCGCCCUCCUCGGCUUGACCCUCCACCAGAGUUUAUUGCACACAGAGAGGAAUUGUGGGCAAAACUAAAGAAAGAGCAUGAUGAUUGGGUGGCAGCUCAAACUCCCCAGCCAAUCAAAAUCACGCUACCUGAUGGCAAGGUUGUUGAGGGAGAGUCCUGGAGAACUUCACCAUAUGAUGUUGCCAAGGGAAUCAGCCAGGGUCUUGCAGACAACACUGUGAUAGCUAAAGUCAAUGGAGAAUUGUGGGACCUCGAUCGGCCGCUGGAGCAGGAUGCAUCUCUGCAGUUACUCAAGUUUGAUAACCCAGAUGGUCAGUACGUGUUCUGGCACUCCAGUGCCCACAUCCUGGGCGAGGCCAUGGAGUGCCACUACGGCGGCCAUCUAUGUUACGGUCCACCUGUAGAGAAUGGAUUCUACUAUGACAUGUACCUGGAGGACAGACAAGUAUCAAGCAAUGACUCCUGUCUUGAAGGCGUUGUCAAGCAGGUUGUCAAGGAAAAGCAACCCUUUGAGAGGCUAGAAAUGAAAAAAGAAGAUCUACUGAAGAUGUUCGAUUAUAACAAAUUUAAGCAGAGGAUUCUUAAUGAAAGAGUGACCACUCCCACCACCACUGUAUAUAAAUGCGGACCUUUAAUUGAUUUAUGUCGGGGACCACAUGUUAGACAUACUGGCAAGAUCAAGGCCAUGAAGGUCACCAAGAAUUCCUCCACCUACUGGGAAGGGAAGGCAGACGCUGAGUCUCUACAGAGGAUCUACGGCAUCUCGUUCCCCGACAACAAACAACUGAAGGAGUGGGAACACUUCCAGGCAGAGGCUGCCAAGAGGGACCACCGCAAGAUUGGAAAGGAACAAGAGUUAUUUUUCUUCCAUGAAUUGAGCCCGGGAAGCUGUUUCUUCUUACCUAAAGGAGCUUUCAUAUAUAACACACUUGUAGAGUUUAUCAAGUCUGAGUACUUAAAGAGAGGUUUCCAGGAAGUGGUGUCGCCCAAUAUAUACAACAGCAAGUUGUGGGAGCAGUCGGGUCACUGGCAGCAUUAUGCUGAAAAUAUGUUCCAAUUUGAAGUUGAAAAAGAGACCUUUGCAUUGAAGCCUAUGAACUGCCCUGGUCAUUGUUUGAUGUUCGACCAUCGGAACCGGUCAUGGCGAGAGCUCCCCCUCAGAAUGGCAGACUUUGGUGUCCUCCAUCGUAAUGAGUUGUCUGGGGCACUGUCGGGGCUGACCAGAGUGAGGCGGUUCCAGCAGGAUGAUGCCCAUAUCUUCUGCAGAUUUGACCAGAUCAAGGAGGAGAUCGAGGGAUGUCUCGACUUCCUAAAGCAUGUGUAUGGAAUAUUCGGGUUCAGCUUCCAGCUGAAGCUGUCCACUAGGCCGGAGAAGUUCCUUGGCGACAUCGAAGUGUGGAACGAUGCUGAGAAGCAACUGUCUGAGAGUUUGGACAAGUUCACUGACAAAUGGGAACUGAACCCGGGUGAUGGAGCCUUCUAUGGGCCCAAGAUCGACAUCACCAUCCUGGACGCCCUGCGUAGAGCCCACCAAUGUGCCACCAUCCAGCUGGACUUCCAGCUACCCAACAGGUUCAACCUAGGAUACGUCAAUGAGCACGGAGAGAAAGACAAGCCUGUCAUCAUCCACCGUGCUAUCCUCGGGUCUGUGGAGAGGAUGAUUGCCAUCUUGUGUGAAAACUACGGGGGCAAAUGGCCCUUCUGGCUUUCACCCCGCCAGUCCUGUGUCAUUCCUGUUGCGCCUGCCUUCGACGACUACGCAAACGAGGUGAAGAGACAGAUUCACUCAGCUGGGUUUGUGUGUGAGACCGAUCUGGACACCGGUGCUACUCUCAACAAGAAAGUGAGGAAUGCUCAGCUGAACCAAUAUAACUUCAUCUUUGUUGUUGGCGAAAAGGAGAAAGAAAACAAGACUGUAAACGUGCGUAGCCGAGACAACAAGGUUCAUGGUGAACACAGCAUUGACCAUGUCAUCUCACGGUUCUCCCACUUCAAGACCAGCCGAGUUGCUGAUACUGAGGAGGGUUUCUAGACUCUUACUGGAGGAGCUGCUCUGUUCCGGACGCAGAUCUGUGACAACACAUCCAGUCAACAUGAACACUGAUAUUUUCUUUCACUUGGGUUAAAUUAUUUGCAGAUUUACAGUGUUAUUUAAAGGAUAUCAUGUCACAUUUCAGUUAAACAUCCUUCAUGAAUGAUGAAUGGGACUGCAUUGGGUGUGUGAUGGGGACGUCAGUCUUUACUACUAGUGUAGACCAUGGCUAGUCAUUCCUUUCAUAGACAUAGUUCUCGCAAGGUUUUAAAGCACUCUGUUCUUAUAUAGUUUGUAGAAAACCUAAUUCCGAGCUGUAGAGAUAGAUGUGAUUAUUUCCUUGUUAAUCUUAUUUAUUUUCAUGACUUGUUCAUUGUUUGUAUCUGAAUCAACAACAUUUGUCUGGACUGCAAGACAUUCAGGAUAGACCAGUUCAUCAUGUUAAUAUCUAAAGAUUUAGUUGAAGUUAUGAAGGUUGAGAACAGCAAUAAUUGUAAGAAACAACUGAUAAAUGUUCAGAAAGAGUGAACCUGCACAGAUAUAUAAGCUUGGUAAACACGGUUAUGACUGAAGUUAUCAACUUCCUGAUAAUUGUUCUGUAACCUUUGUUCCAUAGUCAUGCCUUAUGUUCAGCCAAUCAUCUUCACAAAUUCUUGAGGGGUGUUGAGAUGGCCCAGUGGUUAAAGCCAUAUCACCCAGGUUUGAUUCUUUCCCUGAUUAAAAUGUGAAGCCAAUAAUUGGUUUCCCCACCAUGACAUGGUUUAAAGUGUCAUAAAGGUGACAUGAAACAUUCUCUCCAAUUCAUGACCAAGACACUCGCUACACACUUUCUGAACCUCUCUUUCUUGUGUGUCAUUGGUCACAUACAUCCACACAUUUGCUGGUCCAAAUUGAGUGGAACAAUAUAUGGAAAUUCAGCCAGCAUAUAGCAUCAAUAACCACACCUUCACUCUUUCAUUUGAUUACAUGACAGAUUGAUAUGAAUGCUUGUGGUGUACUUAAGAGAAUUGAACAGUUGUGUGGAAGCUUCUCAACAUGGACACAAAGGGCUAGAUAUGAAUCAGUGUGUGUCCUGUUAUGUUCAGCUGCUACAGGAUAUGUUUUGGAUUUGAGACUCUAGUGGUCCUGAUCAGAUGUUCUGAAUUGUGUAUCUCAAAGGAGGAACACUUGGAUUAGCUUCCAAUCUACUCUAGAUGCUACUAUGACAAAAUGUGAGACAUACUAGAUCCACACCCUUGUCAUUUUGAGCAGAUCAUAUGAUUCAGAUCUGUUUAUAUACUACAGACAGAAUUCUGAUCAAACAAUCAAAUGAUUUCUUUGUUAAUUGCAAUGGUUGGGAGGUGGUAUAGUGUAGUGGUUAAAGUAUUAGCUUGUCACAUGGAAGACAGGCUUCUAUUUCCCACAUGGGUACAAUGCUUCCAAGCCCUUUUAUGGUGUUCACAACAGUGAAAUUUCUAAAAUAUUGUACCAUCAUACUCACCAACACAACGUGUUGCAAUAUGUUAGAAUCCUAUCCAAAAUCUGUUGUUUUUGUACAUUGUAGCUGGGUGAUAGGGAACACGAGGGACAAGUGAAAAUAUGAACUAACAACGGUAGGUGUGAGACUAACACUGCUCAAGCCAGUAUACACUGUGAGCAUCGGUCGGUCCACACCACAGUAGAUAGAACUGUACAUCUAACGAGGGUCGAGGCCUGUGCUAUUUCUUGCAAUAUUGUAGUGUAUCGUGGCUGCUUAUGGUUACCAUCUUGCAACCGGUAUGCUCAAAUAAAGACUGUCAACAUAC